This is a messenger RNA of Chara braunii, 1213 nucleotides long. The record is from the annotation of a GenBank genome assembly. NCBI's taxonomy places the organism in Eukaryota, Viridiplantae, Streptophyta, Charophyceae, Charales, Characeae.
GUGCGAAAAGGGGGUGUGCCAAGGAUUUUAGGAAAGUUGGGGGUGGAGUCCCAAGUCGGAACUGAGAUCUCCUGUGACAAGUUUCAGGGAGAAUGCAAGAGGGUAGGUGCGGGUCGGAGUUCGGUUUUAUGCUUCAGAGAACGGGGCUACCGCCUUCGUUGGUCCCGUUGUUUGGGUCGGACUCGUAUCUUGUGUACCGUCGGGAUGUUGUGGCUGUCUCGCUGGCUGAUCACCUGUCAUCGUCUAGCGUCGCAGGUCUCGGAAUCCGACGUGGACGGCCUCGGCUGAAGGUUGUGCGCCCGCCGUUCUUCCUCCGAGCGGGUUCGUCGGAUGAAGCCGAAGGCUCGGUAAUCGUGGUCUUGCCGGCACUCCGGGCACGGGGGUUGGGGCUAGUAGGGAGCGAUUGCGCGCCAGGGGACGAUGACACGCGUACAGGAACGAGCACCUCCCCUUGUACAGCAGAGCAGGAUGCGAAGGCCACCGCCAUCCCGAAAGAGAGAAGAGAGAAGGAGGUCAAAAAGAAGGCCUUGGUAGAAGAACAGUCGGCGAAGUUGAAGAAGAUUGAGGAGGAGAUGGUCAGAGAAAAAGAGAGGAUAAAGAAAGAAGAAGGAGAGAAGCUCAAGGCGGUAGAAGAGGAGGAAGAGGUAGAAGAACAACCACUGGAAAGGCGAAGGACAGGAGGGAGAGGAGAAUCCAGUGGAACAAAGGAAGAUCAGAUGGAGAAGAAGAUUACGGAGUGGGUUGCUGGUUUAUCCCUGGGAGAAGAAGAGGAGGCACUAAUGGACUUUGCAAGGGAAUUAGCGAUGCAGGUGGGCUCAGAGGUGAAGGCCCGCCUAGAGGGCACGAAGUGUUAUUACACGGGCGUCAUAGAAGGCGCCAGACUGACUGCUCCCAAGGAGGAGGAAGCACGUCCUCGAAGGGAGCCUGUCAAGGUCAAGUUCCCUGACUCCUAUAGAGGGAAGAAAGAGGAGAAUUUUGACAAUUGGGAAGCCAAUGUCAAAACCUACGUACAUUAUGCAGAAGGUGUCCCCGGACGAACAUGUCCUUAUAGUCGUCCAUACCCUCCGAGACGAAGCAGCAAGCUUCGCUCGUUCCUUGUGCCGCGCCGCCAACUGUAAUGAUGAUUUAGUCGCUUAUUCUGCAUUCACUCCCAUCACUGACUUCUUUAAGUUAUUGCGCGAACGAUUUGCAGAUGUCUCACGCAAUGUCAAAG